AUGGCGGAACGAAAGGCCACCAACAAGUACUACCCUCCCGAAUGGAACCCAUCAAAGGGCUCGAUAAACACCUUCAAAGGCAGUCACCCGCUACGAGAGCGAGCCCGAAAACUUGAUCAAGGAAUCCUGGUAGUUCGUUUCGAGCUACCGUACAACAUCUGGUGUGAUGGCUGCAAUAACCACAUUGGCAUGGGCGUCCGCUACAAUGCUGAAAAGUCAAAAGUGGGCAUGUACCACUCGACGCCGGUGUUCCAGUUCCGAUGUAAAUGCCACCUCUGUGAUAGCUACUUUGUCUUGAAGACUGAUCCUCAAAAUUUAGACUACAUUGUUGAAAGUGGAGCUCGGCGACAGGAGCGCAGGUGGGAUCCAGUGGAGAACGAGCAAAUAGAAGUCGACAAGGCAAUCAAGAAAAGAAUAUCUUUAGAUCCGAUGUUUAAACUUGAACAUGAUGUGGUUGACAAAGCGAAAGCUGCUACCAACAAGAGUGCUAUAGAAAACUUGGAGCACUUUCAAGAAGAUAGGUGGAAAGAUGACUACUCUAGCAAUUGUGACGUCCGAAAACUAUUUCGAACCGAGAAGAAGCAGCUGAAAGAUAUUGCCAGAAAAGAAAGUGCCUUACUUCAGCGAUCCUCACUGCCAAUUAGCCUGAACCUGGCCGCCGAAACGUCUUCUGACGUAAAACUGGCCAAGUUGGCAAGUCUCCAGUCGAAGCAUUCUUUUGAACAGAAUCGCCUUCUUAAGAGGCGGGAUAUAAUGAAGCAAUCCAUAUUUGACAAUUCAAAACGCAGUCGAUUAAAACUCUUUUCCAGGUCUUCAUCUACCACAACGCCCCUCUCCGCCUCAUCGCUAAAGGCUGCCAUUCAAGUGUCAACGAAGAAAUGCAGACAAAUACCCUCCUCUACUAUUGUACCCGACUAUUCUAGUGAUUCUGAUUAA
Messenger RNA from Rhagoletis zephyria (snowberry fruit fly), 936 nucleotides. The record is from RefSeq and is a predicted model, not a curated record. NCBI's taxonomy places the organism in Eukaryota, Metazoa, Arthropoda, Insecta, Diptera, Tephritidae.